Molecule: messenger RNA, 1223 nt
Organism: Anopheles cruzii
Lineage: Eukaryota; Metazoa; Arthropoda; Insecta; Diptera; Culicidae
Product: zinc finger and BTB domain-containing protein 44-like
Exons: 2
Coding region: 1-1083 (360 amino acids)
Cellular component (GO): nucleus
Molecular function (GO): zinc ion binding
Source: RefSeq, a predicted model, not a curated record
AUGGAAAAUGGAAUAUUCUCCCUGGAAUACUUUUGUCGGCUUUGCGCCUCGGAAGGAGUGAUCAUACAUCCACUGUUUCCGCCAGGCGAUGAUGACCCGAAGCUCGAGCUGGUUCGUAUGAUCGAGGUCCUGACUUCGGUGCAGCUGACCCGCCCCGCGGAUGCCGGGGCCGUAAUCUGUGACAAGUGCUUGCAAAUGCUCGAUGUGUUCUGUCAGUUUCGCGAGGAGUGCCUACGGCAGGAUGUGUUGAUCCGCACAAAACGGACACUAAUCGAAGAGGAGCUAGCAAGACAGCAUCACCACCAGCAGCACGAGCUAGUGUUCGGAACGGUCCAGGAACCGUUUCCACAGCAGCUCGACCCAACGGUGAGCGUGAAGCUGGAAGAUGAUAAUGAGACUGACAAUACGCUGCGGCCUGUGAUAGAAACGGGGGAUCAGACCAGCCAAUUCACUAUUCCGCUAGUUAUAGAUGUACAGAAGCGUGAGGAAGAGUUCGUCCUGCAGGAGGAAUCCGAACAGGCUUCGGUUGACGCCGAGGAGGAACAGGACGACGGUGCUCCGGAUCCGAGCUCCAAUACUAGUCUUUUACAGAAAACGUACACGGCUCCGGGAAUAGCGCUUUUCUCAGAGGCAGGAGGCCUAUCCAUCUCGGUGCAAGUAAACCAGAUGUCACUCGGAGAUAUGAAGGAAUUGACGAAUCCCAGGUGUGAUAUGGCGACGUCUUUCGCCGGUGGUCGAAGAGGAAGUAAAUUAUGUUCCAAAAAGGUGCGGCCACCUUUCGAUGCUUGCCAGGAAACGAUCAGCGUGCCGAGCGAAUACGAAGAUCAGCAGCAUGUUGCGGACAGGAGCGGUAAACGGUGCUCGCUGGCUUGCGAUCCGUGCCAGAUGCGGUUCACCAAGUCGUACAACCUGAAGCGUCACAUGUACGAGGUGCACGGCGAAUUGGCGCCGGGCCUGACCGUGACCGAAUGUGAGCAUUGCGGUGAACGUUUUCUUCGAGGGUACACUCUCAACCGACACAUUGCCAAGAUGCAUCGAAAUAAGAAGAAACUAAAGGUCUUAGCUAUUAAGAGGAAAUCGUAGGUCUGCCAGGCCGGGGUCAGGGUGUACUUCUAGCAGAGUGUGAAACCGAGGACCACCGAUGAGUAAAGGCGCCCGGUAGCAGCAGCGAAUGUGAUCAACCAUUUUUGGACGUUUCUUUACGGAAGCUUAUGGUGACAAUU